AUGUCAGUCACAUCUUCACAAUCGCCGGAGAGCUGGAUCUCAUCCUUCUGCUCGCUGAUAGGGCAUGAAUAUUUUGCAGAGGUCAGUGAAGACUUCAUAGAGGACGACUUCAACCUGACGGGCCUACAAUCCCAAGUCCCUAUGUAUAAAGAUGCUCUAGAGAUGAUCUUGGACGUCGAGCCAUCAGAAACAGGCAGCUCUGCCAUAUCAGACGAGGAGGAAGAGGAGGAAGACGACGGGUUACUGGGCGAAGAACAGGAUGAGCUAGGGCGACGACGGACAAGCCACGAAACAAGAAGACAUAUGAGAGCCGGAAGCGAUGCCUCAGUGAUAGAAUCUUCUGCUGAGCUUCUCUACGGCCUAAUACAUGCCCGCUUCAUCACUUCUCGGCCCGGCAUACAACAGAUGCUUGAAAAGUACGAACUCGGCCAUUUCGGCCACUGCCCCCGUGUCUUCUGCAGCGGCGUAAAGGUCCUCCCAGUCGGCCGAACCGACACCCCCGGCCAAGAAACAGUCAAGCUCUUCUGCCCUGGAUGCCUCGAUGUCUACACGCCUCCCAACAGCAGGUUCCAAGCCGUGGACGGCGCCUUCUUCGGCACAACCUUCGGCUGUCUAUUCUUUAUGACAUUUCCCGACCUUGACCUCAGCCCGCGAUCAUUGCGGCACAGAACGGCAGAAGAGGACUCAUCAGCCAUCACCACUCAGCAGAACAACUCAGACACCAUCGUCACAGCAUCGCGAUCCAGUUCAUUAACCUUACCAUCCGCCCCCGGAAUGCCACCAACAUCGCAGAUUUACCCAACGCGCAAAGAAGAGCCUAUCAUCCUACCCGAACAACCCGCCGUGAUUAACGGAAUGGCGACCUCGAAUGUGGCGCCGGGUCUAGGAAAGGGCAAGAUCUACGAGCCUCGCAUCUAUGGGUUCCGGGUCUCGGAAAGGGCGAGGGGUGGACCGAGAAUGAGAUGGUUGAGGAGUAAACCGCUGGAUAUCAAUGAGAUCGAUGAGAGUAGGAUAUGGCAUGCCAAGUAUGGAGGGGACCCGGAUGGCGAUCCUGUGGCGCCGGUCGAUGAGACAGCAGGGGAAGGAAAUGGCGAUGGCGAUGGCGAUGGCGAGGAUGCGGUCAUGGCGAGUGUGACUGGUCAGAGUCAACAGACAGAAGGAGUUAGUGUGCCGGCGGGACAGGGACAGGGACAGCAGGGUGCAGCUGCAGCGACGACGGUGGCUGGGAGGCGGAAAGCUCCUAUGCGGAGGAGUAAAGGGAGGGGGAGAAUGGGGGAGGGUCUGGAUGGCGGCGGAAUUGGUGGUGGUUGA
Molecule: messenger RNA, 1311 nt
Organism: Endocarpon pusillum Z07020
Lineage: Eukaryota; Fungi; Ascomycota; Eurotiomycetes; Verrucariales; Verrucariaceae
Exons: 1
Coding region: 1-1311 (436 amino acids)
Cellular component (GO): protein kinase CK2 complex; cytoplasm
Molecular function (GO): protein kinase regulator activity
Source: RefSeq, a predicted model, not a curated record